This is a messenger RNA of Trematomus bernacchii (emerald rockcod), 2062 nucleotides long. Its product is annotated as ras-related protein Rab-6A. The transcript is spliced from 8 exons. The record is from RefSeq and is a predicted model, not a curated record. Bases 269 to 895 code for a protein of 208 amino acids. Lineage: Eukaryota; Metazoa; Chordata; Actinopteri; Perciformes; Nototheniidae. Gene Ontology annotation, molecular function: GTP binding; GTPase activity.
AAGAAGAAGAAAGUAGCCCAGAGUGGGUAGCUGCUCCAGACAUGUCAGACAACUGACAGGAAUGGUAACUUGGCCGCAGUAGUUAGUGAGUUAUCAAAAAGUUCCUGAAAGCUGAAAGUAAGGAUUUUGGAGCACGACACAUCACCAGGUGGCCUGUGUAGAGGGUUGACAACCCGGCAUCUUGAUUAUCGUUGAUAUCUGACAACCGCUGGUUAGCUAGCAUUAGCUACUGGCUAGCUGUGGAGAGAAGUAUCGUCAGUUUUCAGUCAUGUCUUCGGCCGGGGACUUUGGAAACCCUUUAAGAAAGUUUAAACUGGUCUUUCUGGGGGAACAGAGUGUGGGAAAGACUUCUCUGAUCACCAGGUUCAUGUAUGACAGCUUCGACAACACUUACCAAGCCACAAUAGGAAUAGAUUUCCUGUCGAAAACCAUGUACCUUGAAGACCGAACAAUCAGGUUGCAGUUGUGGGACACGGCGGGGCAGGAGAGGUUUCGUAGCCUGAUCCCAAGUUACAUCAGAGACUCAGCUGCUGCAGUCGUAGUGUACGACAUCACAAACGUCAACUCCUUCCAGCAAACCACAAAAUGGAUUGAUGAUGUGAGGACGGAGAGAGGAAGUGAUGUCAUUAUCAUGUUGGUGGGAAACAAGACAGACCUUGCAGACAAAAGGCAAGUAUCUAUUGAAGAGGGUGAGCGGAAAGCCAAAGAACUAAAUGUAAUGUUUAUUGAGACUAGUGCGAAAGCGGGCUACAACGUAAAACAGCUCUUCCGUCGCGUGGCAGCCGCCCUCCCCGGCAUGGACACCACACAGGACAAGAGCCGAGAGGAGAUGAUUGACAUUAAACUAAAGGAGCAACCGGAGCUACCGGCCAGCGAAGGAGGCUGUUCCUGCUAAUGCCGGCUUAUGUCAUAAUGACAUAAAGCUAAAUAUUUCUCUUACCUGCUUUUUUUUUCAAUAAUUUGUGUGUCUGUACCCUAAACUGCACCGCCUGUUCCCCAGCCUAAGAGAGAACACUACAGCCGCUACUCCUCCGCUCUGUGGAAAGCUGCUUUUUGAUGUGGAUGCUCUGAAAGUCAUAAAUCUCUUAAAUUGAAUAUUUGCACUGUAACACACAUGUUGAAACGGUAGCCACAGCUGUUGCCUGUCAUUUCAAACAGACCGAGAUGGGGGCUUAAGAGUAAUGAGUGUCUAAAGAUGACCCUUUGAACCAAACUGAAAGAAGGAACACGUGUGUUUAUGCAUUAAAGUAUGUGAUCAAGAUUGAGAAUAUUGUUCAACAUUUUUAAAUAUUGCUUUACGUUUAAUAAGCACAACAAUAACACUGUUCUUUUUGUUGUUUAAAUGUCUGGACACGGUCACACACCAGCACAAACACACUAACUAAAAGAGCAACACUAUAACUACGUCAUCCCCAUUACCGUCCUUCCUCUCUUCCCACACUUGUCCCUUGAGAUUAUUUUUACCUUGGCUUCCAUUUUCUAUUACCUUUUUAUUUGAAUAGAUCUCUAAUUAUUUUUUCUAAAGACUACAGCUAUCAUAGAUUAAAACUACUGCUUUAAAGAUAGUGCUUGAGAAGUAUUUUCUCAUAUAUUAUAAGAGUCAUAAUCAUGAAAACCCACUGUAAACAUUUAGAUAUAUAUGCCUUUUGGAGUUUAAUUGUAGAGGGCUUCCUUGGUUUUGGGUUAAACUAGUUUGGUAACACUUUAAAUACUUUUUUGUUUUUGUUUUUAUUCUGUUGGCAUUGAUCUUUUGUUAGUGAUUAUUCUACAUGUGUAUUUAAUCCACAAUGACUUUAUUUAUUUGUAUUGGAUUCAUGUUUCUUUUUUUUUUAUGGCUGUUAAUAUCUACACUUCUGGUGAAUCACUAAUGAAUUAUGCAUCCGUCUGAAACACCUUUAACUGAAUCAGCAGAGAGCUAGAUGGCAAUUUGAUCUUACUGAUAAUACAGUGCAAUUUUUGUGUGGACUUAUGGAGGAGAGUGGUAUAUAUAGCAAAGUAGUCCUUAACGUUUGUGUCUGGAAUGAUUUGAAAUGAAAGAAUAAAAAAUACACUUGUCAAUGUG